Molecule: messenger RNA, 6756 nt
Organism: Pocillopora meandrina
Lineage: Eukaryota; Metazoa; Cnidaria; Anthozoa; Scleractinia; Pocilloporidae
Source: the annotation of a GenBank genome assembly
AUGGCGGACGAACUGGCUGAAUUCGAACUAACUCGUGUUCCUUGUGAAGCAAAUGAUUUCAACUCUGCAAGAUGUCGGAUUACACCGAUGAUAGCAGAAAAAAUAAAAGGAAAGAUAAAUUCGCCGGUUCGGAUCGCAGUUGAAUCUGGAUUUGUGCUGUGUUCAUUGUGGCCUCGAUCUGACGGGAUCAACAAAUUUUUGCAGUUCGAUACACUUGUUACUCUUCGAAACAACCCAAGAGUGUGCCAGAUAAACAACUCUCCUAUCAAGAAGAACAUAUCAUCCGACGAAAUCGUUGUUAUUGAGACUUUCGAGGCCAAAUCAGUUGUUAUUUCUCUGUAUUUGUCGAAUUCAGCUGAAGAUUUUGAUCACGGCAUGACCCAAGUUACACGUGAGAAUAGAAGAGAAAGAAUCUCUCGAAAUUUGCUACGAGGUUUAGCAGUAAUACAAGGUUGUGUUGUUGAGCCAAGAGAAUAUAGAAACAGCCACAGCUCAUCUAAAAAAAUAAAAAAGAUUAUAAUAAUUGCCACAGACCCCCCAACUGCGUCUUCGAGGAAUAACGCAGCAAAAGUAACUGAUAAAACAGUGAUAACUGUAAAGUCAGUUAGAAGGGGAUGUUACCUAGAAAGCGAAAACACUCAGAUUUUAGCAGGCCUUGAUGAUGCUGAGAAGGAAUUACAAGAAGUUCUUAAAUAUCCAUUCCAUUAUCCAGAAUGCUUUCAACACCUAGGACUUGAAUGCCCCAAAGGAAUUUUACUUCAAGGAGCCCCAGGAGUGGGCAAGACACUUCUUGUUAAAAGUGUAACUUUUCAGUGUAAUGCACAGUUGAUUAUACUGAAUGGUGCUGAUGUAUUUGGACCACAUCCAGGAGAGAGUGAGGAAAAUCUGAGACAAAAAUUUGAGAUUGCAAGGUAUUUGAUUAACAGUGAAUUGUCAGGGAAGCCUGUUGAAAUCCUUGAGGGGGGGUAAAUUUGUGAUGGACUGGUGUCUCAUACAGGGAUGAGUCGUAUUCUAGUGCAAAGUUUAUUAUAAUGCUUCUACCUUCUUUUUUAGGAAUGCCUCACAGCAUGAUCCAUGUGUUUUAUUUAUUGAUGAACUUGAUGUUUUGUGUCCAAAGAGAGGAAACAAUGGCAAUGAACAAGAGAACAGGAUUGUUGCUCAGCUUCUAACUCUUCUUGAUGGUUUGGAAUCCCGAGGCAAGCUUGUCGUUAUUGGAGCAACAAACAGACCUAAUGCUAUCGAUCCUGCUUUGCGAAGACCAGGCAGACUUGACAGGGAGGUCAGAAGUAACAAAACUGAUUGGCAUGAAAACUAUAGGCUGGAAUAACCUAACUAAUAACUGAUGCAUGCCUCAUCUUGAAACCAGGCCUGAAAAUUUACAUUCAAAACAUUUUCAUGGCAAACCUAGGGAGGGCUGCAGGCACUUAUAAAACUUGAUAUGAACUAUUUGUGGCAGGGUCAAUUAUUCCACAAGUCAUAAAAUGAGCAGUAUGUUGGAUGUUGGUAGAUCCAGAGAGUGUUGCAGACAGUCUUGUGAAAAUUCUAAAAAGACACUCCUGAGUUGUUGUUUUGCAUUUUCCAACUUUGCUAAAGCAGACACUGAGAUAACUAGUUUGAAAGAUCAAAACAUUUGCAUUACUCUUAGUCCCUCAAGUAAUUUUUCCCUUUAAUUAAUAUCUAUAAAUUAUCCAACAUUCAGGUAAUGAGAAUAAUCAAUGUAUGGUUAUUAUAGGGAGAAGCUACAUGUAAAUCGCUUGUGAGAGGUAAUGAGUCAAAGAGUCUCAUCUCAUUUCUCUCUGUUGCUUCUGUGCAUUGUAGAUUGUGAUUGGAGUACCCAAUGCCUUACAGCGAUUAUCCAUUCUAGAAGCACAUACAAGAUCCUUCAAGUUAGCAGAGGAAGUAGAUCUUUCGCAUCUUGCCGAGCUGACAGUAGGUUAUGUGGGAGCUGAUAUUGCUUCACUGUGCAGAGAAGCAGCAUAUGUAGCAAUGAAAAGGAUGCUGAACUUCAGCAGCAGUGACAGCUCAGGUAUGCAUUACGUUUACUCAGACUGAAAUAGAAACUGAAAAGGAAAACUUUAUCGACCAUUUAAGCUACACAAUACAAUAAAUAUAUCGGUUUACCGGCCUAAUAACCCACGUGGUAUGUUGGGAGGAUGUGAGCAAAGUUUACAAACUUUUCGAGUAUAAUGUUCAGCAAAUUCUCGGGACUUGGCAACAAAUAAAUAUUUGGCAUUAUCUAGGUAAAUUAACAUAUAGGUCAUACAAGUGAAAGGCUCAACUUGUGUCUGAUAGAUGUUGUCGCUAAAGUAACCAUGGCAGAUUUCCAGUUGGCCUUGUGUCAUAUUGUUCCAUCCAUGUACCGAGGAUUGGAAGGAAUGGUUGAAAUUAAUUCUGUUAGUUGGGAAGAUAUUGGGGGUCUUCAAGAUGUUAAACAAGUAUUGAAACAGGUACAGUUAUGUUUUGUCAUGUUUAAUUAUUUUUACCGAGUUCUUGUUGUGUCUUGUGUUAAUUGGAGGUGGAUUGCGAUUCACAUUUCAAAAAAGAUUGCCGAGUAGAAGACAGAGAUCGUCAUCAAAAGGAGGAUGUAGUCUGGAUAUAUCACUGAAUUAUCCGUACUGGGAGGGAUAGAUAUCUUGAAUAAGGAGAAUUUGUGUGUUGAUACUGAUAAAAGCUUUUGAAGGGGGUUUAUGUGGAAACAGUUUACAUAAACACAAGGCAAGAGGUGCAAACGCAAGGUAUUGUAGGCUUUGCUUGUUGAAAUAUAAUGUAAAAACUCUGGUCAUUUUUCGCGCGUUUUCGCGGUGCCAGGAAAGAGUUAAGGCUUAAAUGGAGAUUUUGAGACAGAACGCAAGGCGCGAGACUCAAGGAUACUAAAUCCAAAACGCAAUUCGUGAACGAGAAGGGAAGAAUACGAAAGCAAAAUGAAGGAGAAGAACGAGAAAGGCAAAGCAUGAGACACGAAGGAGACAUACGCUAAACUCAAGUAGUAAACGCAGAGGGUAAGAUGCGAAGGCGAAAGACAAGACCUACGGAAGAGGGUUUUUUUUUAAGAAAAAUAUUUUCUUUUAUGUUUGAUGUAAAUAAAAGUUCUUAAACACUGUCUCAUUUUUAGGCGAUAGAAUGGCCGCUCAAAUACCCACAGUCGUUUGAACGUCUUGGUCUUAAGCGACCCAGGGGCGUUCUUCUGUAUGGCCCUCCUGGGUGCUGUAAAACGACCCUUGUGCGUGCAGCAGCCUCUUCCUGUAAAUGUACCUUCAUGGCCCUCAGCUGUGCACAGUUAUACUCACCUUAUGUUGGAGAUGCAGAACGGAAAAUACGAGAGGUCAGAGGAAAGUGUGUGUUUCCAAAACGAUCCAAAAAAGCUGUUAAUUGACGCAGCAUCAGCCCCAAGUCAUCCUCCUCUGACAAAUGGCCUACACUCAAAACGUCAGCUUCUUAAAGGACUUGACUAUUUCUAUCUUAAAUUCGCCAUGUCGUUUAUCACCCUUUAUCAAUUUUAAGGUGAAAAUCAAGUGGGUGUUUCACCGGGCCCCUCAGUUUCUCUCUUUCCCCUACCCCUGUGCUGCAUAACUUUUCUCAUUAGAGUGCUUUACGAUUUUUGUCGCAAAACAAAAACUGAAGUACACAACAGCCACCAGAGUGCAGAAAAAUACCGGAGCCCAUGAGUUAAAACUAGCAAACUGCCUGAAGCGCGGGAAAAAGUGAGCGACCAAGUCGCCAUUAUUUAGUUUUGAAUGUCAUUGGUUGCGGAGAUGGCGCAAUUAUUUUUUUAGAUCAAUUACGUGAAGGAGUGGUUUGCGUGGACCGGCAGUCCAGAGAACUUUUUCUCAUUAAAGAAAUCAGUUGUCUUCCUUUUUUUUUUUCGCCGUUCAGGAUUAUUUGAAAACAUUGCUAAUCCUAGCUAAAUACAGCAUGCACAGUCAAAUGUGAGCCUGAUUGAUUGAUAUAUUAAUUCUUAAUUUCAACUUGUGUGCUGUUUUCCCUCAGUUGUUUACUAAGGCUCGGGCGACGGCUCCGUCAAUUCUGUUCCUUGAUGAAUUGGACGCAAUCGUCGGCAAACGAUCUGGGACGAGCAGUACUGGGGUAGAGGCGCGACUGCUGUCAACUCUGCUGAAUGAGAUGGAUGGUAUCGGAGUAUUGGCAAAUAUCUACCGAGCAGAGGAAGGAAAAUCAAAUUUUUCACUACAGACAAAAGAUAGCGACUCUUGUAGCGAACAGUUGAUGAGAACCGAGUUAGGAUCAGUAGAGUACGGCAAUGUGGAAAUAUCACAGAAAACUCGCAGAUUGAAUAUUAUCAGCUCUUCGACUGUGAAAGACGUUCUUGUUGUCGCAGCUACUAAUCGACCUGAUGCAAUCGACGAGGCCCUUCUCAGACCGGGUCGAAUCGAUCGCAUCAUUUAUGUGCCACCGCCAGACGUAGAGGCGAGGUUACAAAUCUUAAGAGUACACACUCGUUCCAGUCCUUUAGCAGAGGACGUAGAUUUGGAAGAGUUCGCCUUGAAAACCGAAUUGUUCUCAGGUGCUGACCUCGAAAAUCUCUGUAGAGAGGUAAGAUAUUGGAUGUCAAGGUCUGAUUUGAAACUCUUUAUCUUAGCUGUCCUACAUUUCCUUGUAAUUAGUUGGGAGAAUUUUUCGAGAUGUGAUCAACACACUAUAUGACUGAAAUUCUCUGUUUUUCUGUUUUCGUAACCUUUCUGUUAGAUAACGAAUGAAAAUCGUUGGAAAAAGAUAAUUGAUCAUCUCUCCUAGGAGUUAAAAGGUUAAACCCUUUUCACUCUUAAUCAGUAUCGUAUUCUACACGCUGUUCUCUGUACAUUUCCUAAGUUGCAGAAAAUCAAGACCUUCUUUAGUUAGUGAUCAUUUGUUUCAUUUUCGUGGCUUAAAUGUGUGAUUCAGGGGAGAUAUUGUAAUGAAAAAUUAGAUGUUAGUUACUCUUGGGGGUCAAAUAGUUAAGGAUAACAUGUGGAAAGAAGUUUUCAUCGAACGAUUUCUUUCAUGUGACUGAAGGAAACUCGUACAAGAGUUAACAACGAAAGGAAUCUUAAAAUUAGUGGAGAAAAAGACAACAACAGUAAGGGAAAAAAACAAACAAAAAAACAGGAAAAAUGAAAAACCAAAGCAUUGUGCGCCUAUUUUCAAUUAAGGUAACGGAUUCGAAAACCUGUACACGACGCAAAAUAUCUGGAGAAUACUUCUCUUUUUUUUUCAAAUGUAAACUUUUGCUCCUCUUUGACAUUUUUUCCGUGAAAUAAAUCCGAAUUUUGUCUUUCAUUUUCAACCUAUGCUUGUAUUAAUUUUGGUGACUCAUUUAUUUGCUUUAUUUUUUUAUUAUUAGGCCGCUCUUUAUGCUCUUGAAGAUGGAGGAAUGUCAGUGAGUAAGGUGGAACAUAAACAUUAUAUUGAAGCUCUUUAUACAGUCAAACCCUCCCUUACAACCACACAGCUACACAAGUGUAAACUAUGGGAGAAAAGAUGAAAUAUGAGCGACCAACAAGGUUCCCAUAUAAACUGAUCAUAACAAGAUGUAUUUGAAAAAAUACAUGUGCAAUAGCUGAUAGAUCACUACCUAGAUGGAUAUCGAGAUAACGAGGCCAAACCAAAAGUAAAGAUGAAUUUGUGGACAGCUUAAAAGCGUGCUGCUUAUCUCGUCAGAAAUGUCGCGACGAGGGCCAUCGAUCUCAUUGUGUAUGCGAUGUUUACAAAGUUGCUGGAAAGAAAGAAAAAUUGAGGAGGCUUUAAAAAAAGCGGGAAACGAGAUCGUCGAUUGUGAAGACGAAAUAGGGAAGAAUACAUAUAUUCUUCAAAGUAGAGGAAAACAAGUUGAAGCGGCCCGCAGAAAUGUGGCAGCGGAUUGUAGAUGAAUUGAUUAAAGUUUUAAUAGCUGCUGAAAAGCUUUGGUUAUCCAAUUUAAAAGGAUGUCCUUCGUUUGCAAUUCAUCAUGAAGACAAGUUCUAUGUUUUUUACCAGAAGAACCACUGCGUACUGGUUUUCAGUAAUGAUGGAAACAUCCCCUAGAGCAUAGGCAAACUGACGGCAGAUAGGGUGAAGGGCCUAAAAUUCUCUUCAGGUCUUGCUGUCGAUAAGUUCAACAACUUGAUUGUUUGUGACACUCAGGCCAGCCGGUUGCAGGUGUUUUACCUUGGAAGGAGAGUAUCUUACAACUAUUCUUGGCUUUUGGUCCCCGCAGUAUGUUGCUGUUUCUAAAAAUGGACAUCUUUAUGUUGCCGACGGGAGGGACUUUGUGUUUGUUUUGAAGUAAAUACUGCAUAAAGUUGCUGGAAGCUUUCGUGAAGUUAGAAGGUGCCUCAUAAUUUGCGCAAAGAAAAGAAGACAUGUUAUCAAAUCAAAGAGGGCUAAACAGGAGACCAGCUACUUAGUUAGCUGUUUUGUAAAGUGAAGGACGACGUUUGUUAAAAUUCGACUACAAAUGAUAUCAAAUGUGAGAGUUGUCUAUUCACAGUAACAUCAUCAGGGGUAUUUUUAAUAUUUCUGAUAAGAUAACUGCAUAUUAGGUUUACAUCUUCCCUUGAAACAAUAAUAAAAUGUUUUUGGUGCUGUAACUGCUUGAGCCUGAGGACGUUUUUUUUUGUCUUUAGGAAGACAUGGCAUCUGAAAAGCGAAAGAAAGAAACAGUUUGUCAGUAGUGCUUAAUAAAUCCCUUGUAGAUUGAGAGGCCAUUAUUGCAAGUCGUUGAAAAAAUCAGCAUGGCACAAGCGUAACCUUAGUUGCUGGGGAUUUUUGCGCGCUCGAUGAGUU